AUGCUUCGCCUGCUUGUUCCCAUCACUCUUGGUUCUCUCCUCGCCAGCAACGUCAAUGCAGCAGCCUGCUUGCGCUGUCCCGUCUCAAUCACCUAUACCACACCUAGCGGUUGCCCAGCUCUCAACUGUAUCGAAGCCACCUGCACUGUGACAACCACAACAACCAUUCCAACCUCUUACUGCAGCACAAAGACCCGUACCGCAUGUGUGCGCUCCUGUGCUGCUUGCUACACCGAAACCAUCACCGAGCAAGAAGAACCCACAUUCGAACCAACAACCAUACCCCCAGUCACCCCUACUGCGCCUGCUGAGCCAAACACGACCAUUAACCCUGGAGGCCCUAUUAUCAUUCUCCCUACGGAUGCUCCUUCGCCUACUGAAUGUGCUCCGUACACGAUCACAACUACUGCUUCCAACCCAGCGUGCACGUUCGACACUUCGACAUGUAUCAGACCUCUGUGUGUGUUUGAAACUACGACUACGAUUCCUCCUUGUGGUCUUGCCGUGACAGAGACUGAGCUUGCGGCGUGUGCUACUGGAUGUCCGGCUGGCUGUGCUACGUUCACUUAUACCACUACCGGCGGACCAGCGUCCUCUACAGCUCUUGACUGA
Aureobasidium melanogenum CBS 110374 is the source of this 612-nucleotide messenger RNA. RefSeq lists its product as uncharacterized. The coding region runs from base 1 to 612 and encodes 203 amino acids. The transcript is spliced from 2 exons. The record is from RefSeq and is a predicted model, not a curated record. Lineage: Eukaryota; Fungi; Ascomycota; Dothideomycetes; Dothideales; Saccotheciaceae.